Ostrinia nubilalis (European corn borer) is the source of this 1854-nucleotide messenger RNA. RefSeq lists its product as uncharacterized. NCBI's taxonomy places the organism in Eukaryota, Metazoa, Arthropoda, Insecta, Lepidoptera, Crambidae. Bases 207 to 1529 code for a protein of 440 amino acids. The transcript is spliced from 4 exons. The record is from RefSeq and is a predicted model, not a curated record.
UUAUAUCUAUACUUUGUUACAGUUCUUUAUGAUCAUUCAUAUUGCAUUCCAAAGAAGUCAAAUCCAGUUGAACGAGUUCCCCUUACAACUACAACCAAACAACUAAAUUCAACAUGUUUGGGAGCUGUGGAUAUACCAGAUUCUGGUAUUUCUGCGAAAACAACUUUUGAACCUCUUCCUUCUACUUCCAAUGCACCAGAACAUUUAUGACCUAUAAACCCAUUACUCAUGAUGAUAAAAACAUUUGCCAUCAAGAUGCACAGGCAGAAAUAUUAGUCCACAGUUAUAAAAGACCUAAGAAAAACAUUGAAAUGAAAGACACUUCAUCAACAUUUACAAUUAAAGAGAAGAGGCUUUGGCGACAGUUACAAAAUGCAAAAAAAACAAUAAGGAAUAUAGCGAAGGUAGUUGCAGAAGAACACAACAGAAAUUUUUUAAAUAUUAAAAAACUGAAUAGUACCAUUGUAAAUCCAACAUUCAAAACUAAGAUGAGGGUGAAGUAUGCUGCGCAUGCUCUGAGUAAUACCGUGGCAGCUAUUUUAAAAAUGAUGGCAUGGAAAGAAGUUUCUGAUUGCAAUGAUACAGCAUUUGUGAUUGAACAGUUAGAUAAACUAUUUGAUUGUACAAAUGGUCCAUCAUCUUUAAAUGACGUAAAGAAAGGGAUCCGGGAAAAUGUUUCCACAUCAAGUAAUCACAUUGAGUCUUGGACCUUUUAUACUGAUAAGUUAAAAACCAUAAAAUUUAUAACAGCAGAAAACACGAUACUAAAAAAUGUUAAAUGCGUAAAGGGAUAUCAAAUAUCUAUCAAAUCCUUAAACGAUAUUUGGGAAAAGUUAAAGAAUGAAGGGUUUAAAUAUAUGAACCUUAGACAGUUUAACCAAGACUCUCUGGAAAACUUAUUUGGAAUCAUUAGGCAACACAGUGUAACCAAUAGAAAUCCCACUAUCACGCACUUUACUGCAGCGCUUAAAACAAGCAUGGUUACUGGGCUGAAAGUGCCUCAUAGCAGAAGUGCUAAUUGUGAAGCAGACAACAAUAAACAUAUGCUGGAAUAUAAAGACAUUUUAAAAACUAAUUUAAAAACAACAGAAAUAAAAAUUAAUGUUCAAGAUUCCACAGACACUGAAUUUUAUCCUGUGUUGUCUAUCCCGGACCCUGAAAACUUAGAACAGCCCAUUGAAAAUUUGUGUAGCCUUGAAAACCAACCAGUAGUAUAUGUAAGCGGGUAUUUAGCUGCCAAACUAUUACAGAACAGUUCUUGUUUAAUUUGUGAAGAGUGUUUGAGCGUGAAAACUCCUGUUGACAAUGAUUUGUAUGCAUAUAUAUCUCUUCGCGAAUGGUGGCAUGAUAAAAAAAGUCUCGUUUAUCCAACAAUUCAAUUAUGUACCACCGUAAAUGAAGCUAAACAAUUUUAUCAUGACCAUAUUGCCGACCAGAUAUAUAUGGAAAAUGUUGGAAAAUUCAUUUUCUUAAUGUUGAGUACAAAUUGUAAUUUUAGUUGGUUUAAAUGUCAACAACAUAAUAAAUAAAUUUAUGAUAAGAUGUUUAAAAUAUUAAGUUACCUUUUUCUAAGAAAAAGUUGUAAAAUCAUUAAUGACAGCUUCAUAAAAAGUGAAAACAAUUUUGCUGACAAAAGUAAAAAAGCACAGCAACAAAGCAUUGAAAAGUAAUCUUAGGGCUGAGGUUCGAUCAGCUGAUAAGAAAAUUAAAGAUGUUUAUAAAUAAAAAUCCUAUUUUUUCUUAGAAAAAGUUGUGAAAAUAAAAGUUUACAAAAUUAUCAUUUCUGUACUUUGUUAUAAUUUUCAAUAAUUCCUCAUGCCUACAACUGCUAUGUCAUGUUCAAUACUUAUUGUA